UUUUUAAAAUAUAACGAACUUUCUAGUUUUCAAGCUUUACUACGUGAUUUAUUUGGAGAAUGGUGGAGUGUGGAUUCAAGAAUUAUGCGAAUUUUUUAGAGAAAUUUUUAUAGAAAUGGUAUUUAAAUUGAAGUAGUAGUUGUUUUAUUCGUUUACUCAUAAAUUUCACUUCGAUUAAGUGCUGAUUUGUUGAGAUUUUUAUUGAUUUUAUCGGACGUUAUUUCUUGAAUUAUGGCUCCUCCCCGUGCUGCUACUAGAGUUACCUUAGCUAAUAUAAGAAAGUCAAAUUCUAUAUCUUCAGAAAAUUCAAUCAUCGGUAAAAACAUGUCAUUUGCGAAAAGAAAAGCAGAGAAUUCGCCGCCUAAAGGUGGUAAUCACAAGAAACCAGCGUUCAACGAUAUAGAAAACGAUAAAUCGAAGCUGUUUGGUCUUAAAGGGUUGAAGAGCAUAGCAGAGAAUCAAUCGAACGUUCCUUUAACUAGAUCGAAAACUGGUAAACCUAUUACGACGACAGCAACUCGAAAUCCGCUCGGUAACAUUCCAACGAAUGCUGUCAGCGGUAUCAAGUUAUCUCAAAACAAAACCAACUGUCCGUUGAAAGCUAAAGAUGUUACAAACGUGGUUAAAGCGAAACCUAGUAAACCAGUCACGCGUUCUAGUUCGAAUUCUACGUUGAAGCCUUGUAUUUCGAGUAAACCUGCCAUCGUAGUGACUAAGGAACAGAAACCUAAAGAAGUUACGAAAGUUGUUAAGAAAAUCAAAUCUAAGACUGAACUUGAUUCUACGAAGAAUGUAUCCAAAUUAGCCGUUAAAGCUGAACCCGAAAUACACGAGAAUCAAGAAAACAUUAAACCGGUUGAAAGGGAAAGGCCAGUCACCAGGUUAUCCAGUAGAUUAUCGCUUAGAAAAAGUUUAUCAGAAGAAAAGUCGUCUGAAAGUAGUUCUUUGUAUAUUUCCGCCCUUGAAGAAAUUUCUAUUACUUCGUCGAAAGAGAAAGUUCUUGCCAAAAAUGAAAAACCUAUUUCUGAAUUCGAUAAAGAAUUACUCCACGAUCCUCAUCAAGUUUCUCUCUAUGCGAUGGAAAUUUUCGAAUACUUGAAGUCUCGAGAGCCUAAUUUCGCUUGCGAAGAUUACAUGAGCAGGCAAAAAAGCAUAAACGAAAAUAUGCGUGCGGUGCUAGUAGAUUGGAUGGUUGAAGUACAAGAAAGCUUCGAACUGAAUCACGAAACUCUCUACCUCGCUGUUCGAAUUGUAGAUAAAUACCUGAGUAAAGUUGUUAUUCCGAAAGAGAAGUUACAAUUAGUGGGCGCAGCCGCGAUGUUUUUAUCCUGCAAAUACGACGUAAGGAGGGAACGUUUAUCACCGCUGAUCGAUGACUUUGUAUAUAUUUGUGAUAAUGCGUACACGCAUGAUGAUCUCUUGGCCAUGGAACAAAGCGUUUUGUAUCAGAUUAAAUUCGAAUUAAGUUUCCCUAUUUCUUACAGCUUCUUGAGAAGAUACGCUAGAUGCGCAAGAAUCCAAAUGCCUUUACUCACUUUAGCCAGAUACAUUUUAGAAUUAGCUUUGAUGAACUACAAAACAGUCACGUUGUCAGAUUCCAAACAAGCGGCUGCUGCUUUAUAUUUAGCAUUUAAAAUGGUCAAGCACGAUGAGUGGAACGAUAAAUUGGAGUAUUAUACUGGUUACAAGAAGAGUGACUUCAAAGAUAUCGUUUUAUUGUUCAAUAAAAUGCUUCACCAAGAUCCUUGUGAGCAAUUGAAGACUAUCAAAACGAAAUACUCCCACGAAUUAUUUUUCCGAGUAGCCAAUACUCCGCUAUUAGAGGACGAUAAAUUGGACUUAGAGUAAAAGACGUUUAUUUACUAAAUUUUAAAAAAUUUUAUCACUAUUUUACUGUUUUUUUUUAACAAAGUCUUCAGACUGCGCAAUUUGCAUGCGUUUUAGUUUUUAAACUUUUUUUUUGUCAAACUGAUCUUUCCUUACUUAUGUAUUGUAUUUUUUUGUAACGAAUUGUAAAUGUACAUACUUUUGUGUUCAAUUGUAUAUUUAUUUUAAAGUGAUAAAAUUACGAGUUUUUUUUAUACGUAUCAAAAUACUUUUUUAAUUAUUUUUAAUUUUAACAAUUUUUUAGAGCGGUGUUUAGCGCAUCGUUCUGAUUAAUUUAGUAAAUUACGUGAAAUUUUUUUUCGUUUCUGUUGAAAAAAAAAUCAUCGUGUAGAAACGAAAGUCGAUUUAGAAAAUAUUGAAAGAAACGUUGAAAGUUGGACGCUAGAAGUGUAAAAUUUUGUAAUAUAUGUUUUUCUAUUGUUUGGAUAA
Messenger RNA from Planococcus citri (citrus mealybug), 2316 nucleotides. RefSeq names its product cyclin B3 (gene CycB3). The transcript is spliced from 9 exons. Bases 232 to 1848 code for a protein of 538 amino acids. Gene Ontology annotation, cellular component: nucleus; cytoplasm; cyclin-dependent protein kinase holoenzyme complex. The record is from RefSeq and is a predicted model, not a curated record. Lineage: Eukaryota; Metazoa; Arthropoda; Insecta; Hemiptera; Pseudococcidae. Gene Ontology annotation, biological process: mitotic cell cycle phase transition; regulation of cyclin-dependent protein serine/threonine kinase activity. Gene Ontology annotation, molecular function: cyclin-dependent protein serine/threonine kinase regulator activity.